Messenger RNA from Eufriesea mexicana, 1565 nucleotides. RefSeq names its product enhancer of mRNA-decapping protein 3 (gene Edc3). Bases 168 to 1565 code for a protein of 465 amino acids. Lineage: Eukaryota; Metazoa; Arthropoda; Insecta; Hymenoptera; Apidae. Gene Ontology annotation, cellular component: P-body. Gene Ontology annotation, biological process: deadenylation-independent decapping of nuclear-transcribed mRNA; P-body assembly. Gene Ontology annotation, molecular function: mRNA binding. The record is from RefSeq and is a predicted model, not a curated record. The transcript is spliced from 6 exons.
UAUACAGAAAUUGUGUCCGGUAUUUGAUGCUAAUGAAUGUAUUGUUAUAUACUUGAUACUAUUAAACAUCAAAACAAUUAUAGAAUAUUAAAUUACACGUAAUAUUGCUAAGUGACCGAUAUUAAAAAUAUAUUCAUUUAAUCGUCUAUAUUAGCUAGAUAAUCAGGAUGUCAGAAAAAUUUGUGGGUUGUAUAGUUUCUGUAAAGUGUAUUGAAGAAGUUGGAACUUACCAAGGAGAAAUAGUGGAUUUAAAUAAAGAUUGUCUUAUACUUGCAACAGCUUUUUGUAAUGGGAUACCUCAUGCAUCACCUAUAGUUACAUUGGGGGUAAAGGAUAUAUUGGAUGUAGAAUUUAUAUCAAUUAAUGAUAGAGAAUCUGAUAUAUAUGAUGCCAUUCUUUCAUACAAUAACAUAACUGUAAAGAGACCUAUUGCCAAGAGAGUUGGCAGGUCCAUUUCAGAAAGUAUUUCUUCUCCUGUUCAGUCCACAUCGUCACAAACACCAAUUAAUUCUAGAAAGCUAAACAACAUUUCUCAGUCCAAUAUUGAGCAAUCAACCAAUGGGAAAAUUUCAUUACCUGAAUCUAUUGAUAAACCUAUACAAAAGAAAUUAGGUAGUAAACAGAGGAACUUAGGACGUAAUGAGGACACAUUUGGUACUUCAAUUGAGCAAUCCUUGAAUCAAGACUUUGAUUUUGAAAAGAAUUUAGCCUUAUUUGAUAAAGAGGCUGUAUGGCAAAAGAUAGAUUCUGUGAAAUCUAAGAAACAAAAGCAAGGACUAAAUAAAAGCUAUAGACCUGACGAAAAUAUCAUUGUUUCUGAACCAACAGUUUUUAGACAAAUUAUGGUACCCUGUGCUGGUGGAAUAGAAUAUGUAACAGAUAAUGGUUUAAUAAUUCCUAGUAUAACUCUCAACCUUCAUCGUCAAUUAAUAGGAGCAGCAGAUCGAUUGGGUAUUAGUUGGGAGCGUAGGGUGGAACUUCUUGGUCGAGCUGGUACAGAAAUUAUAUUACAAUUAUUGGGAGGAAGUCAUCGACUUAAUCCAAAUAAUGCACACCAGUGGCCAACAGUUAUUGCACUUUGCGGACCUCAUCGUUCUGGUGCUGCAGGUGUUAAUUGUGCUAGACAAUUGUCUAGUUAUGGUAUUAAGACAAUAGUGUUUGUAGAAAAUUCUGAAGAUGUUUUUCUUCUACAAGAAUUAUCUUUGUACAAGUUAACAGGAAACAAGGUAGAAACUAAACUUAAAAAUUUGCCAUCAGUGGUGGAUUUGAUACUUGUAGCGCUUUGUGAUGAAAAUUCGCCAAGAAUGAUUACACCUAUAGCAAAGUGGGCAAAUAGCAAUAGAGCACCUAUUUUAGCUAUUGAUCCACCAGCUACAGGAACACCUGGUAUUCUUAGCAAAUAUAGUUUGCUUGGUGGAUUACCAUUGUCUCAUAGUAUGGACAAUGGAAAAUUAUAUUUAUGUAAUCUUGCACUGCCAAACGAAGUAUAUGCAGAUGUUGGUAUAACAUAUAGAUCUCCUUUUGGAUCGAAAUUUGUCAUUCCUUUGCAUUCCAAUAAUUCUUAG